Arabis nemorensis is the source of this 642-nucleotide messenger RNA. NCBI's taxonomy places the organism in Eukaryota, Viridiplantae, Streptophyta, Magnoliopsida, Brassicales, Brassicaceae. The record is from the annotation of a GenBank genome assembly.
AUGCACCAGUUGAUUUCGAGCCUCCAUGAGAAAUCUGUAGCAACGACUAGCUCUAAGCGGUCUGGAGACACAGACAAAGUUGAUGGUCCAGUGUUGAAGAAGCCAAACAUCAAGGCUAGUAUGAGGAAUGAAUCGACUCCGGCCUCCUCCAACAAAGUCAAAAAUACUCGUCCUCGCCGUCGUCCUACCUAUCGUCCUCAGAAAAAGUUAGUCGAUCUGACUUCUCUUGCGAAUCCACCUGGUUCUCCGUCUCGACGAGAUCAUGCAACAGUUGAGUCUGCUAUGACUGAUGUCAAUGAUUCUGGAUCUGAUGAACCCCCGGCCUUCAUUCUUCGAUACUCAGAAAAUCGCAAGCGGGUGUUAGAAAGAGAUCGAAAAUAUCCUGAAAUCAAGGCAUGUGGAUGGAAGCCACACUGUGAUUGUUUUGCUACUGUAAAGUCCGCCGAGAAGUUUGCUUACCUCAAGGACAGUACCAAGAAGUCUCUCCUCUCUGAUCUUGAUAAUCUGGCAACCCUGCUUCGAGACAUCCGUCUCAAGGUUUCAGGGGGAGAAUAUGAUGCUGGUAUUUCCAAUGUGGAACCGGAGGCCCAGAACAAGCAUGAGGAGACAGAGGAGGUUGCUGGUGAUGGUGCGACAUUCUGA